Messenger RNA from Cannabis sativa, 923 nucleotides. RefSeq lists its product as uncharacterized. The transcript has 2 exons. NCBI's taxonomy places the organism in Eukaryota, Viridiplantae, Streptophyta, Magnoliopsida, Rosales, Cannabaceae. Bases 182 to 652 code for a protein of 156 amino acids. The record is from RefSeq and is a predicted model, not a curated record.
UUCCAUUGCUUUGCUUUGAUUCUUAACAGUUACAGACAAGUCGUUGCUCUUCUUUCAACCCCAUAUAACCUUAAAUUGGUAUAAGUACAAGUGUAUGCCCACUUGAAAAAAUCUGAACACAAAGAAAGAAGGAAAGAUUGUGACACUUGUACUCUGUUUUUGUUUACUGUAUUGUUAGAUCAUGGCGCUUAGAGCAAUGGGUCAUUGGAAAUCCAUGGCUAAGGGACUGAGAGGACUAGCUACCUCAACCCCACCAAAGAUGAAGGCUUAUGCCAACCCAGCCGAGCUCAGUGGUGACUACAAGCAAGCAUCGAAGCCUGUACCAGCAGGGCCAAAAGGGGACUUUGUGCCGGUUUACGUGGCGGUGGGGAUGAUUGGGGUGGCCUUGAUGAUCGGGCUACACACGGCCAAGCAACAACUGAUGCAUAGUCCGAACGUGUUCGUGAAAAAGAAGCGUCGAGAGAGUUUGCCGGAGGUGGCGGAGCCGGAGUACGUGAUGGAAUGCGCUGACAGGUUCUUGCACAAGUCGUUUUUUAGGAGAGUGGCGCAUGUUCAAGACCCCCAAGCGAAUUACUCCAUUAAAGAUGGUACUAGGGGAGAUGCUUAUGCUCACACUCCACGUGCUGAGACUCUCAAGUCUGUUGGAGUUUGAUUAAUGCCGCUUUGGGAUUUUGGGCUUUCAUUUUCUUUUUCAGUAAUAAUGUAUGUAUGUACAUAUUUGUUUCUAUCUUGGUUAUAUGUUGGAUUUGUGGGAUAGUUUGUUGAAUUCUCCCAAAACCCAUUUGCUGUUAUGAUUUUAGAAUACCAUGGUGGUGGUGGUUGUGGUUGACCAAGCCCAGGUGGGUGAUUGCGAACCAAUGUUGAUCAUGAGGGUUGAUGAGCGAUUGAAUAAUAAACGACCAAAAGAAAUUUUUUGAUUUUUA